Oncorhynchus masou masou (cherry salmon) is the source of this 3913-nucleotide messenger RNA. It is a transcript of the gene umad1, whose product is annotated as UBAP1-MVB12-associated (UMA) domain containing 1. The transcript has 5 exons. The record is from RefSeq and is a predicted model, not a curated record. NCBI's taxonomy places the organism in Eukaryota, Metazoa, Chordata, Actinopteri, Salmoniformes, Salmonidae. Bases 208 to 678 code for a protein of 156 amino acids.
UAAGACACAAUAACAACAACACACGGGCCUAUGUCUAACUAGCUACACGAAAUCGAAGUGAAAUUGCAUAGAUCAUCUAACAAUAGCAACAUUUUAUGUUACUUUACUCAACUUUUUAAAGAAACUAAACACUGGUAAGGCAUAGUCCAAGGUUCUACAUACAUAAAGUUGUUUUUCUCGCCUUUGCAGACAGCGUAAGGAGUCAGUAUGUUCAGUUUUUUCGGACAUCGUAAUAAAGACUCUUCCAAGAAGUCGUCAUCGUCAGAGGGGGAUACAGAUGGGUUCGUGAUAAUCGGAGAAACUGUUGAGGAACAGAGGCAGAAGAUCCAAAACAUCAGCAAACCAUCAUGUAACGUCAUUGUGCAACCAUCAAAGUCUUCCAGUGCAACACCUUCCCAGGCCCACCACUCUCCAGCCCCCGUUCCACCUUCCGUGAUCGCCCCAUCACCAGGGCCCAUGUGGAAGCCCCCUGCGCCCAUCGUGGAAGCCCCACCGUCUCUCCCGGAGCUACUAGGAGAUGUCCCGUUCACACUGGCCCCCCAUGUCCUGGCUAUGCAGACAGGGGGUCCCGGGUUCCUCUUUUCUGAGAUGCUGAUGUCCCCCCAAGACAUCAACCACAACCUGGCCUCCUUCACUUACGACUUCACCCUGGAGAACUCUGUGCUCUGUGACCAUUGACCUGUCUACUUUCUGACUGUAUGACCUCUGACCUUUUUGAUCUGUCAACCUCCUCCAAUACCAACCCUUUGUCAACCCUGGGUCAUGUUCAUUGGGCAGCAAACAGAAGAAAAUGUACUGAAACAGGGCGGGACAACAUGGGCUUGCCUAAUAAGAAAGGCACAUUUUUGUUUUUAGAGUUUAGCUACAUGUGCUCUACUGAACACAACCUUGGACUGUCUUGUCUCGUUACCAUUCAGGUUUAGUUUCAGUUCCAUGGGGCUGUCUGAGAAUGGCAAUACUAUAAUUAGUAAUAAACUUGGUUCAGGUGAUGAUCAGCAUUAGGUGGGGUCAAAACUGCACCUGCCUGCAGUGAUGUAGGUACACACAGUAUGUAGGUAGAUGGGUACACAGAGUUCCACCUUUUUAAGAUUGCAGAUUAGGAAUACUAGUUAAGCAUGUUAAUCACUUGCUGAUGCAUGUCAUAGUAGUGCUGGUUCACUGUUUUAAGUGUGUGUGUGUCAGAAGAGCGUUAGCUUCAUGUCUGAUGAUAGGAAUGUUUGAACAUAGCUGAGGCUUGCGUUGAAGAACAGAGUCAGGGUCUAGAUUCACCUGCUGUUGUUGGUUUAGGAAUCACUGAUUGACCUUUUGGGUUUGCACUAAUUUACGUAACAGAAAUUACUUCUUUAUCUGGUUACGGUUUUUACCCUGGUGUCCUCACCUUUGCCAAUGACGUUAAGAAUACUUUAACAAGGCAUUUCCAAAAAAGUUUGUGUAGCAUAAGCAUUUCUACAAUGGAACUUUGUAGCUUUUUGAUAAUGUAUUUAAAAUGUAAGAAUAUAUAUACCCCCUAAUUUACAACAGUUAUUUUCAGGAGAGUGGCCUUCUCUUUUGGUCAUCUUCAGCAUGGUGUCAUCAUGUGUUGUAACCUCCCAAACAUUGUAUUUGUUAUUUAUUCUGAACCAGGUUUCCUCUAGUUCUCAUGGCACAGUUCAGAUUUGACAGUGUUUCAAGGUAUCCUGUAAUAUACAGUGCCUUCGGAAAGCAUUCAGCCGUCCUUGAUUUUUUUUUCUCCCACAUUUUGUUACGUUACAGCCUUAUUCUAAAAUGGAUUAAAUAAAACAUUUUUUCUCAGCAAUCUACACACAAUAACCCAUAAUGACAAAUUGAAAACAUUUUUGUUGAUAUUUUUGCAAAUGUAUUACAAAAAAUAUACGUAUUUACAUAAUUCAGGCCCUUUGCUAUGAGACUUGAUAUUGAGCUCCGGUGCAUCCUGUUUCCAUUAAUCAUCCUUAGAUGUUUCUACAACUUCAUUGAAGUCCACCUGUGGUAAAUUGAGUUGAUUUGGACAUGAUUUGGAAAGGCACACACCUGUCUAUAUAAGGUCCCACAGUUGACAGUCAAUGUCAGAGCAAAAACCAAGCCAUGAGGUCAAAGGAAUUGUCCAUAGAGCUCCAAGGCAGGAUUGUGUCAAGGCACAGAUCUGGGGAAGGGUACCAAAUAAUUUCUGCAGCAUUGAAGGUCCCCAAUAACACAGUGGCCUCCAUCAUUCUUAAAUGGUAGAAGUUUGAUACCACCAAGACUCUUCCUAGAGCUGGCUGCUCGGCCAAACUGCGCAAUUGAGGGAGAAGGGCCUUGGUCAGGGAAGUGACCAUGAACCCGGUGGUCACUCUGACAGAGCUCCAGAGUUCCUCUGUGAAGAUGGGUGAACCUUCCAGAAGGACAACCAUCUCUGCAGCACACCAGCACUCAGGCCUUUAUGGUAGUGGCCAGAUGGAAGCCACUCCUCAUUAAAAGGCACAUGACAGUCCGCCUAGAGUUUGCCAAAAGAUACCUAAAAACUCUCAGACCAUGAGUAACAAGGUUCUCUGGUCUGAUGAAACAAAGAUUGAACUCUUUGGCCUGAAUGCCAAGCGUCACAUCUGGAGGAAACCAGGCACCAUCCCUACGGUGAAGCAUGGUGGUGGCAUCAUCAUGCUGUGGGGAUGUUUUUCUGUGGCAGGGACUGGGAGACUAGUCAGGAUCGGGGGGCAAAGACGAACGAAGCAAAGUACAGAGAGAUCCAUGAUGAAAACCUGCUCCAGAGCGCUCAGGACCUCAGACUGGGGUGAAGGUUCACCUUCCAACAGGACAACGACCCUAAUCACACAGCCAAGACAACGCAGGAGUGGCUUUGGGACAAGUCUCUAAAUGUCCAUGAGUGGACCAGCCAAAUUCCGGACUUGAACCUGAUCGAACAUCUCUGGAGAGACCUGAAAAUAGCUGUGCAGCGACGCUCCCCAUCCAACCUGACAGAGCUUGAGACGAUCUGCAGAGCGGCAUGAGAGAAACUCCCCAAAUACAGGUGUGCCAAGCUUGUAGUGUCAUAUCCAAGAAGGCUUGAGGCUGUAAUCGCUGCCAAAGGUUAUUCAACAAAGUGCUGAGUAAAGAGUCUGAAUACUUAUGUUAAUUUAUUAUUUCAGUUUUGUUUAUUUUUUACAUAAUUUUGCAAAAAUGUAUAAAAACCUGUUUUUGCUUUGUGCGUUGUGUGUAGAUACGGAUUUAAAAAAAAUCUAUUUUAGAAUAAGGUCACAAAAAAAGGUGGAAAAAGUCAAGGGGUCUGAAUACUUUCUGAAUUCACUGUAUCUAUAUACUGCAUUGCACACUGGUAAGCAAAUGAUCUUGUGAACAAUUACACAUUCAGUUAACUCUCAAUCAAAACUUUUGGACUGCUGUACAAAUGGCCAAGAGAAGCCACAUUAUGUUGCAUAAUAAACUGUUUAUUUUUAUGACAAUUAUUUUGAAGUUAACUCACAAGACAACCACUCAAGAAUCAGAAAAGAUGGCUCAUAAGUUGCACUGAUAUUUUCAGUGUAAUGUUGUGGUAUUCCACAUCAUGUGAAAUCAUCCACAGAUGCUGCGUUUGUACAGGCAGCUCAAUUAUUUUUUUAAAUUUGAUUUUACUAAUCAGAUCUAAUCAGAUCUUUUGACAAUAAUUGGGCAAAAACAAAUCUGAAUUUGGCUGCCUGUGUAAAGUUACUUUCUACUGUAUACAUUAGGAAAUGUUUGGUAUUGACCCUCUCUGGACAAUCCUUUGCUAUGCAUAGCUGUAAACCAAGUGUAUUCUGUCUGUCUGUGUUAAACGGCACUGUGGAUUUUCCCAGGCCUCUUCCUCUCUUUGUCAUUCAAUCACUGACCUAACCUUGCAUGUUGAUUUUGUUUCACAGGCAUGGAAAUACACAGCUCAAAAAAAUAAAGGGAACACUAAAAUAACACA